AUGUCCACCUCACAUCUCCUCCACCGUGGUCGCAGCGUUUUCUCGAAACUAAACCAAAAAUAUCGACUCCCGGCUUCUGCUGCUCUUACAACUGCCACUGCCUCUUCCUCCAUUUGCACCUUCUCCUCUGUACCUUGCUCACACUCUGAUGAUGCCCUCGGUAAGACUCAAUCUGACAGUCAUUCCUCUGUCCGUCAACAAGCCUCGCAAGACCCUCAGGAUCAACUCAAGGCCCGUCGCCUCUUCGAUCUUGCUCAGCAACUUCUUUUCGGCCGUCAUGGUCAGAUCAAAGACGAAGUCGCAGCGGCUGAAUACUAUCGUCUCGCUGCACAAAUGGGUCAUCUAGAAGCCCAGGGCGUUCUAGCCUUUUGUUAUGAAUUCGGUCUAGGUGUCCAAGCUGAUUAUGUGGAAGCAGAGCGCCUCUACAUCUUGGCAGCUGAAAAAGGAAAUGGCCUCUCACUCUCCCGUUUGGCCUUUUUGCGUAAAUACGGUCGUCCUUCCGUUAAGAUUGAUCGCAUCGAAUCAGAAUACUGGCAACAAAAGAUCAAUCAGCAAGGCCCAUCUGCACUCGCUUGGCUCAUGGAGGCCGCAGCCGUCGACAAUCAUGAUUGCUGUCAGUUCGCCCUCGGAGUCUGCUAUCACGACGGUGUUGGUGUGGAAAAGAACGCUAACGAGGCAUUUCUCUGGUAUAAAAAGUCGGCGGAGCAGGGCAAUGCUCGUGGUCAGGGUAUUCUUGGCUAUUGCUAUGGUGAGGGUUUCGGUGUAGAACGAGAUCGUCGUAAAGCCAUGUAUUGGUAUCGCAUCGCAGCAGAGCAGGGCGAGUCUGUAGCACUUUACAACAUUGGAUACUGCUAUGAGGAUGGCUUGGGCGUGGAUCGCGACCCUUACGAGGCAGUUAAAUGGUACCGUCUUUCAGCUGAACUUGGCAAUGCGUUUGCUCAAAAUUCACUUGGAUACUGUUAUGAAGAUGGUGUUGGGAUUGAGCAAAAUCUUGAGUUGGCUGCCAUGUGGUAUACGAAAUCAGCAGAGCAGGGAUAUCCUUGGGCAGAGUGUAAUCUUGGAUACUGCAACCAGAAUGGUAUCGGAGUUCCCAAGGAUGAUGCCAAGGGAGCGUACUGGUAUCGCAAGGCAGCCUUGCAAGGGCAUGCUCGAGCUCAACACAAUCUCGGUUUUUGUUAUCAGAAUGGAAUCGGAGUACCCAAGGAUCCUGUAGAGGCUGUCAAGUGGUACAUGAAGUCGGCAGAGCAUGGCAACAUCUUCGCGUUCCAUUCGCUCGGAUAUUGCUAUCAAAAUGGCAUUGGAGUUCAACAAAACUUAGACGAGGCCGUGUACUGGUACUAUCUUUCUGCUGAAGAAAAUCAUGCACCGGCCCAACUUUCACUUGGAUAUUGUUUUCGUAACGGUGUCGGUGUCCCCAAGGAGCCCAAGGAGGCAGUCAAGUGGUUCUAUCGCUCUGCCAUCCAAGGAAAUGCCCUCGCUCAGAACUCACUCGGAUUUUGUUAUGAGGAAGGUCUUGGUGUGGAAAAGGACCGUAAGAAAGCAGUAUUUUGGUAUGAAAAAUCGGCGGCCCAAAACAACCCUUGGGCUCAAUGCAAUCUUGGAUUUUGUUAUGCGAAUGAAAUUGGUGUGGCUCAGGAUUAUGAAAUGGCUGUCAAAUACUAUUCCCUCGCUGCAGCUCAGAAUCAUGCUCGUGCUCAGGAUAAGCUUGGUGUAUGCUUACAACUUGGACAGGGCAUUGCUCAAGAUGUAAAACUUGCUGUCCGUUAUUUCAGGUUGGCUGCUGAACAAGGUCAUCUUGCAGGCCAGUACCACCUCGCUAAUGCAUUGGAAAAGGGUUUGGGCUGUGAAGUUAAUCUUGAAGAGGCCUCCAUUUGGUUUGAACGCGCAGCGGCAAACGGAUGCAGAACCUCGCAUGAAAGACUUCAGCGUCUUCUCGCACGUUCGUGCCUUGAGAACGGAUUAGGUAUCACGGAGAGCGGCCUCUUCCUUGGUGCUGUUGGUCAUUGCGCUCCCGCAGCAUAA
Lobosporangium transversale is the source of this 2022-nucleotide messenger RNA. RefSeq lists its product as hypothetical. The coding region runs from base 1 to 2022 and encodes 673 amino acids. Gene Ontology annotation, molecular function: protein binding. The transcript has 2 exons. The record is from RefSeq and is a predicted model, not a curated record. NCBI's taxonomy places the organism in Eukaryota, Fungi, Mortierellomycota, Mortierellomycetes, Mortierellales, Mortierellaceae.